Juglans regia (Persian walnut) is the source of this 1221-nucleotide messenger RNA. RefSeq names its product abscisic acid receptor PYL3-like. Gene Ontology annotation, cellular component: nucleus; cytoplasm. Gene Ontology annotation, biological process: abscisic acid-activated signaling pathway. The transcript is spliced from 4 exons. Gene Ontology annotation, molecular function: protein phosphatase inhibitor activity; abscisic acid binding; signaling receptor activity. The record is from RefSeq and is a predicted model, not a curated record. Lineage: Eukaryota; Viridiplantae; Streptophyta; Magnoliopsida; Fagales; Juglandaceae. Bases 247 to 783 code for a protein of 178 amino acids.
AUAUUUUUAUAUUAUUAUUAUUAUUUUAGUGAGGCUAACGGGAUUGGAUUGGGAAAGAGAAGCUCAAGCUCUGGGGACCUUUCGCUAUCGGAGCUUCAAGUGGGCGGUGCAUUUUGGACGCCUCUGAGAGGAUACUUCCCAGAAUCCAAACUCAUAUCACAACCAAACAACGCUUUUUCUUUUCCGGAGAUUUCUGGACAAUUGGUUAUAUUAACCGGCCACCAGUUUCCGGUCAGGUACAGAAGGAUGGAGGACGAGUAUAUUAGGAGACACCACCGGCACGAGAUCAAAGAGCACCAGUGUGGCAAGUCCCUCGUUAAGUAUAUCAAAGCGCCCGUUCCUCUCGUGUGGUCUUUGGUGAGGCGAUUUGAUCAACCACAGAAGUACAAGCCGUUUGUUAGCAGGUGCAUUGUGCAGGCCGGUGAUCUUCAGAUCGGGAGUGUUAGACAGGUGAAUGUUAAGUCGGGAUUGCCCGCCACUACUAGCACUGAAAGAUUGGAGCUUCUUGAUGAUGAGGAGCAUAUCUUUAGCAUGACAAUCGUUGGUGGAGAUCACAGGCUGAAGAAUUACUCCUCUGUCAUUACCGUCCAUCCAGAGAUCAUCGAUGGGAGGCCAGGGACAUUGGUGAUUGAGUCAUUUGUGGUGGAUGUGCCAGAUGGGAACACAAAGGAUGAAACAUGCUACUUUGUGGAAGCCCUUAUCAAGUGCAACCUCAAGUCACUGACUGAUGUCUCAGAGCGUUCAGCUGUGCAUGACCGGACAGAGCUAAUUGACAGAAUCUAAGAUCAUCUUUUGGGGAGGAUGAGGAUGCAGUGAGUGAAAAUUCUGAGGUGCUGGAUGUAAAAGCUAAGCAGAGUUUGGUAUUUUGGAGGUGAGGUAAACUUUCUUUACUUCAUAUGUCAAGCUCAUUUGCUUCUUUCCACUGUAAAAUAAUAUUGGGAUAUCUUGCAUCUAUAGUAGCUGUUGAUCGAGCUCAUCAUGGCCUACAGAUUUCUCGAAACAAAACUACAGAUUAUGUUUAUUUUCUUGUGACUUCUUUCUCUUGGUAAACCUUCUCUCCGGAUAUUCUUUUUUUUUUUCUUGACCUUUCUCUCUGGAUAUUCUUGGUUACAAUAAGGGGCAUGUAUCCAACUCGGUUUGUAAAUAUCUAUGUUUGACUGGAAGGCGAUGUUCAUGUUUGAAUUUUUCAGUGGAAUAAGGUUGAUACUUCUUGGCGGCACA